UUUCUCUCCGAUUGUAACACACCGCCGCACCUUAACCGGAAAUCACCAUCUUCCGGUCUUCUGUUUCGCGUGUUUGUAAAGAUGGCACCUCGCAGAGACGCUUCACCUGGGUCCAGUCUGGAGUCCGCUGUUAAACAAGUUCAGAUCGAAGGCCUGGUAGUGCUGAAGAUUAUUAAACACUACCAGGAGGAGGGCCAAGGCAGUGAGGUGGUACAGGGAGUGCUGCUGGGACUGGUGGUGGAUGACCGGCUGGAGAUCACCAAUUGCUUCCCCUUUCCUCAGCACACCGAGGAUGAUGCUGACUUUGAUGAGGUUCAAUAUCAGAUGGAGAUGAUGAGAAGCCUUCGUCACGUCAACAUCGACCAUCUGCACGUGGGUUGGUACCAGUCCACCUUCUUCGGCUCUUUCAUGAGCCGAGCCCUGCUGGACUCUCAGUUCAGCUACCAGCACGCCAUCGAGGAGUCUGUGGUGCUAAUCUAUGAUCCCAUUAAAACGGCUCAGGGUUCCCUGUCCCUCAAGGCCUACAGGCUGACCCCUAAACUCAUGGAGAUUUGCAAAGAGAAAGACUUCUCCACAGAAAGCUUGAAGAAGGCCAGUGUGGGCUAUGAGAAAAUGUUUGAGGAAGUUCCUAUCGUCAUCAAGAACUCUCACCUCGUCAACGUGCUGCUGUGGGAACUGGAGACCAAGACGACCGAAGUGGAAAAGCAUGAGCUGCUUAGCCUCUCCAGCAGCUCUCAUCUCGAGAAAAGCUUGCAGAUGCUGAUGGACCGAGUGGACGACAUGUGCCAAGACAUCAGCAAGUACAACAACUACAGCCGCAGCCUGAGCAAACAGCAGCAGCAAAAACACCAGUACGUCCAGAGGCGUCAGCAGGAGAACGCUCAGAGGCAGAGCCGAGGCGAGCCUCCUCUUCCUGAAGAAGACCUCACCAAGCUGUUCAAGCCUCCACAGCCUCCUCCACGCAUGGAUUCCCUGCUCAUAGCCGGGCAAAUCAACACGUAUUGCCAGACAGUGAAGGAGUUUACUUCUCAGAACCUGGGUAAGCUCUUUAUGGCAGAGGCUCUCCAAGGCCCUAGCAGCUAGAGGACAGCAGACGCGAUGGUUCUCCUGAGGCGAGUCCUGUAAUUGGUUACGAGUAAAUCUCCUUUAAGUUGCUACCAGAAGAAGUGGAAGAACAGUGGACAAAUGACCAAUGGUCCCUUUGCAGAACAUGUACCUAGUAUAAAAUUGUUACAUGAAUAUUUGUAAUUGUUCAUGUUUAUAAAUCAUUAUAACUAACGACUCCGCAUAGUUGGGUUUAUUUUCUUUUUUUUAAUAUUUAUAUAGCACAUGUUUUAGCUACUUGACCAGUAAAGAGAAAGCAGAAUUUACUCUCUUAGGUUUUGUAAAAGGAGAUUUGACUAAAUUUGAUAAUUAAACGGAUUAUGCCUAACUUUAAA
Molecule: messenger RNA, 1439 nt
Organism: Hemibagrus wyckioides
Lineage: Eukaryota; Metazoa; Chordata; Actinopteri; Siluriformes; Bagridae
Gene: eif3hb
Product: eukaryotic translation initiation factor 3, subunit H, b
Exons: 8
Coding region: 82-1083 (333 amino acids)
Cellular component (GO): eukaryotic 43S preinitiation complex; eukaryotic translation initiation factor 3 complex; cytosol
Molecular function (GO): translation initiation factor activity; protein binding; metallopeptidase activity
Source: RefSeq, a predicted model, not a curated record